Molecule: messenger RNA, 650 nt
Organism: Fimicolochytrium jonesii
Lineage: Eukaryota; Fungi; Chytridiomycota; Chytridiomycetes; Spizellomycetales; Powellomycetaceae
Exons: 2
Coding region: 193-639 (148 amino acids)
Source: RefSeq, a predicted model, not a curated record
UUGACGUUAAACAUUGUGGCGCAAACAUAGCGCGCUUCUGUCUGCCAAGCUCCUACUCUGGCCCUUCCACUUCAACACUUCAAAUUCACACUCCACACAUUAGAAUCUGGACUUUUUCUCGCAUCUAUUGUCCGUUGAAAGAUGUUGAAAUAACUCUCAUACUUUCAAAUUCAGCGUGCAAGUCAGUCCAAAAUGAAAUCCCCGCUCGUCACCUUCCUCACCGUCCUCGCUCUCCUCUCCCUCACCCACGCAACCGACAUCAGCAUCGAAAUCUACACCAACUCCUCCUGCAGCACCAGGAAAGAAGUCCACACGCUCCCGCCCAACUCAUGCCAACCGCAGUCCCUCCUGAGCGCCACCACCUGGUACACAAUGAACUGCAACGGCACCACUGUGCAAACCUACAUCUGCGUCGACGACGCGUGCGCCAACUGCGCUCUAGCUAGUGCGGAGUAUGUGUCGGAUGGGACGUGUCGGACGCUUGCGGGAAGUACGAGUGUUGGGGCUGGGGGGGUGGAGACUGGUGGGGUUUUUUAUAAGGCGAUGGGGUGUAGUGUGAUUUCAAUGGCGGGUCGGGUCGGGAUGGGGUGGGGGUGGGCGGUUGGGGUUGGGGUGGUUGUUAGUAUGGCGUUGUUGUAGAAUGUUCUUGA